CCACGCCGCUCAGCUCGGGGAGCCACACAGGCCAGUGCUCCAUCAUGCAACAAGUCACCCUGAGCCUGCUCGUCCUCCUGGCAGGAUUGCCUGCCCUGGCUGCCAACGACCCGGAAGAUAAAAACAGUCCUUUCUACUAUGAUUGGCACAGCCUCCGUGUCGGCGGGCUCAUCUGUGCAGGGAUUCUGUGUGCCAUGGGCAUCAUCGUCCUCAUGAGUGGGAAAUGCAAGUGCAAGUUCAACCAGAAGCCCAGCCAUCGAAGAGGGGACAUCCCACCUCUUGUCACUCCAGGCUCUGCCCAUAACUGUUGA
Messenger RNA from Pteropus alecto (black flying fox), 311 nucleotides. It is a transcript of the gene FXYD3, whose product is annotated as FXYD domain containing ion transport regulator 3. Gene Ontology annotation, molecular function: sodium channel regulator activity. The transcript is spliced from 8 exons. The record is from RefSeq and is a predicted model, not a curated record. Bases 45 to 311 code for a protein of 88 amino acids. Lineage: Eukaryota; Metazoa; Chordata; Mammalia; Chiroptera; Pteropodidae. Gene Ontology annotation, biological process: regulation of sodium ion transmembrane transporter activity. Gene Ontology annotation, cellular component: membrane.